AGAUACAAAGGCAUCAUUGACCUUUUUCCAAACACGACAACCCAUUGCAACAAACCCCUGUGCUCUGUUACUGAACACUUACAAUGAUAGAGGCAUGGAGUGUUUUCACGUCUUUACUGUUUCUUUCUCUUUUUCUAGCUCUGAAGAUACCUGUUUCACUUUCGGCACGUGAUUUCUCUCUGUAUCUCCACAGUAUUCUGAAGAACCACACAGCUCAUGCUUGUGAAGGAGAUGUGCUCGUCAUCAAGUGUCCCUCCAGGACAUCCGUAGCCGUCCUAUCAGCCUUCUAUGGAAGACGUGUUCCUAAUAAACACUUAUGUCCAGCAAGCACAAAUGUCACAGUGGAGGAGGACACAGAUUGCACUUCCUCCACUGCUUUAGAGAAGGUGCUGUCGGAGUGUCAGGAUGAGCGGUUGUGUCACAUUCCCGUCCUUCCUCCUGUGUUUGGACCGGAUCCCUGUCCGCUCACCACCAAGUACCUCUUGGUGUCCUACAAGUGCAGACCAAAGCACCAUCACACAAGACUUGUGUGUGAAAAUGAGCGUCUGAGGCUGUCGUGUAAAAAUGAGACCGUCCUCGCCAUUUACUCUGCUACAUUUGGACACCUGCUCCAUGGAAGUCCCAACUGUCCGGAAGAUCCAGGAUCUAAGUCCGACAUGGAGUGUUUGUCAGCUGUGGCUCUGAGGAAGGUGUCCCGCAGGUGUCACGGCAGAGAAAACUGUUCAAUCUUUGCAGAUACUCAAACCUUCGGGGACCCCUGCUUCCCCGGCACCAGGAAACACCUGCGAGUCUCCUUCACUUGUGUGCCUAGAUAUCUUCUUGAAGAUGUGGGUCGAGGGUCGACAAAUCCUUUCAUGAUCUCAGACCUCACACACGGCGGAUGGUACACUGGCCCCACCUACAGGCCUCAAAAUGUGCUCUUAACCAACUGUCUGGAGAUCAUUGAAAAAGUUUUGGGUAUCCCAGAGAGAGUGGCUCUGUACUUUGUCUCUGGCAUCUGUGCCGGUCUGGUGUUCCUCCUCUGUCUGUUUGGGCUUCGUUCCACACUGGUGAGAGACGUUAAAGAUCUGGUUUCCGACCUGAACGAUCAUCUGAAAGUCUCACGCAGGCAGCGCAAGGAGCUCAUGGAUGACCUCUUCGACGAAGACAUCUCAGACACAUCGUCUUUUCGCCGCCUCACGCAGUCCUACCGUGCAACGGAAACCUUGAGCCCAUCCACCUUCACAGUGGAGCUGGUUGAGCGAGAAGUGCAGCAGACAAGGGAUCAUCCUAAUGGAGACAUCUGGCCACACCUGGACUCGAGUCCUUAUGCUAUUCACAAGAUUAAAACCUACAGCAACUGAUUUUGGUCAGAUCUUGAAGCCUAAAAUGUGAGAUGACAGAAACAAAAAGGAAAUUUCAUUUAAAUUAACUUUGGCUGUGCGUCAUUAAUGUUGAAGUAAUUUUAUAAGAUAGCAAAAGUUUUAGUGGGAUUGAUAUCAGUCAGUCUGAGUGGUGCAUUUGAAAUCAAAACUGACCACAUUUUCUAUGAAAUAAUAUCCUCAUAUGGAAAUGUUCCAACAUUUUAACAGUGUUUUUAUUAGAUUGGUCUCACUGAUGCAUGAAAAAUAUGAACUGAACACAAUGUAAGGUAUUACAACUAAUAAAAAUUAAUCAGUACUCUUCA
Messenger RNA from Girardinichthys multiradiatus, 1666 nucleotides. Its product is annotated as protein eva-1 homolog C. The coding region runs from base 84 to 1343 and encodes 419 amino acids. The transcript has 8 exons. Gene Ontology annotation, molecular function: carbohydrate binding. The record is from RefSeq and is a predicted model, not a curated record. NCBI's taxonomy places the organism in Eukaryota, Metazoa, Chordata, Actinopteri, Cyprinodontiformes, Goodeidae.